GUAGCACGCGCGGGUGUUUUAGCUGCUGUGCUUUCCCUCACUUGUUCUGAGAUUGUUUUUCCCCUAUUCCCUGACCCAUCGCCCUGGCUCCACUCACACCAUGUCCCCCCUGUGGGGCUCUAGAUCUGACCUAUCCCGUGUUCUCAUGGCAGGCUCCAGCGCAGUUUCUGUGUGUUCAGGCGUGUGCUCCUUUUCGGGGACACUCGUGCUCCCCAGGGCGCACUGGGGUGGCUGAGACAAGCUCUGCAAGUGUUGGCAGGGAUUGAAGAUGGAAGAACCACAGAUUUUCUCCACAAGUGAUGGCUGUGGGGGCGACAGAGUCACAGAAAAGUACCGGGUUGAGUCCAAGCAGCCAGCCUCGCACGUCCAGCUUGCCUGCCGCCCGCCACACUGCGCUUUCCCCUUAGAUGGAAAUCAUCUCUGCGUGUGGAGCACCGAGGACCCGCCCCAGCAGCUUCUGGUCUUAAGAGGACACCAUCAGCCAAUCACUGCCGUGGCAUUUGGAAAUACGGGGAACCCCCUUCUGGUCUGUUCUGCAUCACAAGAUUAUGUUAUCAUGUGGAGGCUGGACGAAUGCAGAGAGAAAGUGCUUCAAGGGUUGGUUCCUUGCGGGCUCAUCUUGGACACCCUCCCAGGAAAGGUGCAGUAUGUGAGGUUUGGUCCAGACGACCAGGUAGCCGCUGUGUGUGCUGGUAACAAAGUCCUCGUGCUGGAUGUCCAGAGUCAGUCCCCGCGAGCCCAGCUGGAGGGGCACCAGGGCCCUGUGACGGCUGCUGAGUUCUGUGCGUGGCAGGCACACCUCCUCAUCUCGGUGUCUGAGGACAGGAGCUUUAAGGUCUGGGACUACCACGCGGGAUCGUUAGUGCACAGCUCCUCGGUGCUGACAGCCUCCCCCCUCCUGAGCCUCUUCCUGGAUGGACGGAGCCAGCAGCUUGUUGCCGGAAGUGCCGAGGGCCAGCUGUGCAUCUUCAGUUUGGUGCAAGGUCAUCAUUACCGUCGUGUGACUCGUGUGGACCUGAGCAAACAGAUGGAAAGUUUCUCCACCUGCCAGCCAGGAGAGAGUGCGCUUCCCUCGGCAGGCGAGCUGAACGGAGGGGACCUGGUCGACAUCACGCUUCCUGUCCUGGCCCUGGCGCACUGCAACCUGUCACGCGUCCUUGAUCAGUCCACACUGUGCGUCUCUCUCAACAGCCCUCUUCCUGGGACCAGCUGCGUGUGGGUGGGAAGCUCUGCGGGACUGUUUGUGCUCAACCUGGCGAGCUUUGAACUGGAGGCCGUCUUACGUUACAGGGAUUUUCAGAACCUCAGCAUUCAGGUGGCCGGGUCAUGUGCUGUGAUGAGCAGCAAUGACAAGGCCUUCUGCUUGCUCGCAGCCAUGUUCGGAAAUGAGAUCACGGGCUUGGAGGUCAACCUGGCUGCUCUGGUGAGGUCCCAGCAGCGCCCCCACCUGGGAGCACAUCUCUCAGUGCUGCCCAGCUCCUGUGUCUCAUCGACCUCCCCUCUGUAUUUUGGAAUCGCUGAGGGAAAAUGUACCAAGCCGGCUGGUCACAAACAAGCGGCUGCUCGGAGCGCCCUGCGGGACCAGCCCCUGGUCUUCCACAGCCGCGUCAGGUCCUCGGGGUACACGGCCGCACCGCAGGUCACCAUGUUUUCACCGAAAACCAAUCUCAAGAGUGACUGUAAAAGGUCAAAACGCAAGAACACUCACACUCGUGAGGAGUACCCUCUGGAGAGCUCUCCACCCACCCAGCUCCGCAGGCAGCUCGCUGUAGCCCAGGGCCCGGCAGCCGUGCGCUGCGUCCAGUUCUCAGGAGAUGGGCGGCGGCUGGCCUGCGGCUUAGCCAACCACUUGUCACUGGUCUUCGAUGCCGAUCUUACUGGAGCACCUGCUAUUUUCUCAGGUCACAACGGGGCAGUGAGUGCCCUGGGCUGGAGCCACGACGGCCGAUGGCUGCUGUCCGCCUCCCAGGACGGGACCGUGAGGGUGUGGUCAGCUUGCAGUAGGGAGCUCGCCUUGUGUCUGGGCACAGACCUAUUCCCCCAGCCAGUGCCCUGCGCCCAGUUUUACUACCUCGACGCUUUCAUCCUGCUGUCGGUGGGCCCCGAGUUCCAGCUGCUCACGUUCCAUCUGGACACCGGCAGAGAUGAGAUCAAAAGGUACAAGCAGAAGAGCAGGUGCAGCCCCGUGUUCAGACUCCCCACCACGGGGGCCGCGGAGAUCACCAGCCUGUCUGCCGUGAACGAGUUUUACUCCCACCUCGUGCUGGCUGCUGGCCGGAGCAGGACUGUGGAGGUUUUCGACCUCAACGCAGGCCGCAGCGCCGCCCUGAUCAAGGGAGCCCACUCUCGGCCUGUCCACCAGAUCUGUCAGAAUAAAGGAUCGUCAUUUACGACCCAACCACCUCAGGCUUAUAAUCUUUUUGCAACCACAGCUGUUGGUGACGGGAUCCGGCUAUGGGAUCUGAGGACCCUGAGGUGUGAGCGCCGCUUCGAAGGCCACCCGAACCGCUGCUACCCGUGUGGAAUCUCCUUCAGCCCCUGCGGGCGACUCGUGGCUUGUGGAGCAGAGGACAGACACAUGCAGAGGAGUGAGACGCUGGAUCGGAAGGGUGGUAUGCAUUUAACUUCAUAGGAAACUUCCAGACAGGUUUCCAAAGUGGCUGUGCCACUGGAACAGUUUAGCUCCACAUGCUUGGCACACAGGUGUGCACAGAAAAGUGUAGGCAACGGGUGAGGCAAAGGCGACUGCCAGGAAGCACACUGAGCUGGGCAAGGGCUUCAACAAGGGGAGCGGUUCAGAUUCUGAAAUGAGGCAGCUGUGGUUCGAUCCCUGGUUCCGACUCCCACAGCUGUGUGACCCACCAGGAAGACUGCCGGCCCCCAGCCCUGGUCUCCUUGUCUAUAGAAUUGGGACAAUAAUGAUAUUUUCUUCAUUGGGCUGUAGGGAGGAUUAUGUGAGGCUACAAAUAUAGAAGUUAGUGCUCACUAAGUGUUAGCUGUUAUUACUAACCUCUGUAUUUUAUAAUUAGAAACAAGAGAUGCAAAAGAGGUGUGGUUUUAUAAUUUCCUGUAUUUGUUUAAUCUGAACAGCUGACAAGAGGGGAGGGGAGCCUUGGACUGAGAAAUCCUCCAGAGUUAAUUAGAACGUUGCUCGUUAAGUCAGAACGGAAGGCAAAGCAUCUUUGAUGGACGAGACAGUCUCAAAUCACCUGCGAGACUGGUGGGCUUGAAUGUGCCUGAGCCCUCCCUGGAGGGGCCUUGUCCCCAGGUCCCUGCUAAAGGAGGCACGAGUUCAGAGUCAGGGACUAGCUCGGGGCCUCAGCAUGGACGCUGGACGGCAAACUGGUAACCCACGUCUGCAAACCCUGUUUCCUUACUAAACACACUAACGCAUGUGCACACUCAGUUGACAGCUGUGACUCCUGCAGGCGGUGUGCCGUCCCUGCUGCGACUCCUGCAGGGGAUGUGCCGUCCCUGCUGCGACUCCUGCAGGGGAUGUGCCGUCCCUGCUGCGACUCCUGCAGGGGAUGUGCCGUCCCUGCUGUGACUCCUGCAGGCGGUGUGCCGUCCCUGUGGUGAAGCAUCUGAUGCGCGUCUAGAUAGAUGGGAACACAGCUGUGUAGACAGGUCCGUGUCAGCUUCCUGUGCAUACUAUGGUUGAAGACGAAGGUAUGUCGUAUUUUUAUUCUUUUAUUUUUUAUUUUUUUAAAAAUUUUACUGUUUAAAAUAAUACAGAUGUCCCUUU
Messenger RNA from Miniopterus natalensis, 3745 nucleotides. The record is from RefSeq and is a predicted model, not a curated record. Lineage: Eukaryota; Metazoa; Chordata; Mammalia; Chiroptera; Miniopteridae.